AUGCCACCGAAGAAGGGAAAUCAAUCUAAGCCAGAAAGAUCAGCGGACGAGGAAAACAUGGAAGCACGUGUUAGCUCUGUGGAAAAUGAGAUUGCUCGAAUGAGGAUAACGAUGGAGAAUUUUCAAGAAGCGAUAAAACGCGAAGUUCAAGAGAACCACUCGAUACUCGUCGAGCUUUUGACUCGAAAUUCUGGGAAAGAUCUAGAGGGGGAAGAUGAAGGUUCAGUGAAGAAGAAGAGCACAUAUCUUCAGUCUCUCACCAUUAGACUAGAGGAAAUGAGAGUUAAAAGGCGUGAUUCAGAACAGUGGAUGCAUCAUCGCUUACUCCCACCAGAGCUCAGGGAGCGUGUGAGACGGUAUGAUCAAUAUAAGUGGCUGGCAACGCGUGGUGUAGAUGAAGAAAAUUUAGUUCAGAGUCUACCAAAGGAUCUUCGAAGAGAUAUUAAACGUCAUCUCUGUUUGGCCUUAGUGAGGAGGGUUCCACUAUUUGAGAGUAUGGAUGAGAGAUUGCUUGAUGCCAUCUGUGAGAGACUGAAACCAUGUUUAUUUACAGAGCAUACUUACAUUGUUCGGGAAGGAGAUCCAGUUGAUGAGAUGCUUUUCAUCAUACGUGGUCGUCUUGAAAGUGUUACCACAGAUGGUGGGAGGAGUGGAUUUUUCAACCGCAGUUUUCUAAAGGAGGCCGACUUCUGUGGGGAGGAGCUUUUAACCUGGGCCCUGGAUCCCAAAUCUGGUUCUAAUCUCCCAUCUUCUACUAGAACAGUUAAAGCAUUAAUGGAGGUUGAGGCUUUUGCCUUAACUGCUGAUGAGUUAAAAUUUGUUGCCAGUCAAUUUAGACGCCUUCACAGUAGACAGGUUCAACACACUUUCCGCUUUUACUCCCAGCAAUGGAGGACUUGGGCUGCAUGUUUUAUUCAAGCAGCAUGGCGUCGCUAUUCUAAAAAGAAAAUUAUGAAGCUUCGUCAAAAGGAAGAAGGUGCUGAUGAAUCAGAAGGAACUCAUGAAAAUGUUGGUGGAAGUUCCUACAGCUUUGGUGCUGCCCUGUUAGCCUCAAAGUUUGCUGCACACACUCUUCGUGGUGUACAUCGUAAUCGACUUGCUAAGACUGCCAGGGAGUUAGUGAAACUACAGAAACCCCCAGAGCCUGACUUCUCUGCAGAUGAUGCCGACUAA
Molecule: messenger RNA, 1173 nt
Organism: Sphenostylis stenocarpa
Lineage: Eukaryota; Viridiplantae; Streptophyta; Magnoliopsida; Fabales; Fabaceae
Source: the annotation of a GenBank genome assembly